AAGAAGUCACAACCUCACACAGCUACUGAGAUUGAGACUGACUGAGCCACCACCAUUCUGCACUCAGUUUUUGCUGCCCAAUUAAGCUUUCAUGCUCUAUCCACACCAUGAAAUCUAUAACCUCUUCAACCAUAUCCCUUCACUUUCAACCUUUCCCGCCAAACCCUCCUAAAACGUCGUCGUUUCGGAGAGCCCCGAGGCAGCAACCACCGCCGCCGAAGCGCCGGAGGAAACCCAAAACGCCGCCGAUUUUCACCGAGAAGGACGCAUUUCCGGAGUCCUUACCACUUCACAACAAGAACCCACUUUUCGUUUACAAAGACAUUCAGAAUUUCGCAAGGCAAAACAAGCUCCCCCAGGCUAUCACCAUCUUGGACUACCUCAACCACGAAGGCAUUCCCGUCAACCCCACCACCUUCGCUGCCCUUAUCACCGCUUGCGUCCGUACAAAGUCUCUGGACCACGGUAAACAGAUCCAUACGUUUAUUCGGAUCAAUGGGCUCGAGAAAAACGAGUUCUUGCGUACUAAGUUGAUUAAUAUGUAUACGGCUUGUGGUUCGGCCGAAGAUGCCCACAAACUUUUCGAUGAAAGUCCUAGCAGGAGCGUUUACCCUUGGAAUGCAUUACUCAGAGGCGCUGUGGUCUCGGGUGGGAGGAGAUAUCGGGAUGCUCUGCGUACUUAUUUUGACAUGCGGGAGUUGGGGGUUGAGUUGAAUGUUUAUACUUUCUCUAAUGCCAUCAAGAGCUUUGCGGGUUCGACGGCGCUUUUGCAAGGUUUGAAAACUCACAGCCUUUUGAUUAAGAAUGGUUUUAUUGGUAGUGAAAUGCUGCGGACGAGUUUGAUUGAUAUGUACUUUAAAUGUGGCAAGAUUAAGCUUGCAAUCAAAGUGUUCGAAGAAAUUGUUGAAAGAGACAUUGUUGUCUGGGGAGCCAUGAUUUCUGGUUUUACGCACAAUAGGCUGCAAUGGCAAGCGUUGGAGUGUUUGAGAUGGAUGGUGGAGGAAGGUUUAAGGCCAAACUCGGUCAUAUUGACCAUUAUUCUUCCUGCAAUAGGUGAUAUUUCGGCCUUGAAACUCGGCAGGGAAGCUCAUGCUUAUGUUCUGAAGACAAAGAGUUAUUCAAAGCAAAUAUUCAUUCAGUCUGCCUUGAUUGAUAUGUACUGCAAGUGUGGGGACAUGGAAAAUGGAAGACGGAUUUUCUACCUCUCAAAGGAGAGGAAUGCUAUUUGUUGGACUGCUUUGAUGUCGGGUUAUGUUGCGAAUGGGAGACUCGAGCAGGCAUUGAGAUCAGUUGUUUGGAUGCAGCAGGAAGGAAGCAAGCCUGAUGUUGUAACAGUUUCCACUAUAGUUCCGGUUUGCACAGAGUUGAGAGCUUUGAACCGAGGUAAAGAGAUUCAUGCUUAUGCCGUCAAAAAUUGUUUCAUGCCUAAUAUAUCUAUAGUGUCUUCCUUAAUGAUGAUGUAUUCGCGGUGUGGUGUCUUGGACUAUUCUGCAAGAUUGUUUGAUGGUAUGGAGAAGAGAAAUGUGAUCUUAUGGACAGCCAUGAUCGAUUCAUAUGUCGAAAACCAUCGUCUAGAUAAGGCACUUGGAGUGAUUAGAUCAAUGCUGCUAUCCAAACACAGACCGGAUUCUGUAGCAAUAGGAAGGAUGCUAAGUAUUUGUGGUGAACUGAAAAACUUGAAGCUUGGGAAGGAGAUUCAUGCCCAAGUUCUGAAGAAAAAUUUCGAGUCAGUUCAUUUUGUUUGUGCAGAAAUUGUGAAAAUGUAUGGGAUUUGUGGAGUAAUUAGUUAUGCAGAUUUGGUCUUCGACACAAUCCGGGUUAAGGGUUCAAUGACUUGGACUGCAGUUAUAGAGGCCUAUAGAUAUAAUGGUUUGUACAAGGAAGCUGUUGGUCUGUUUGAUUUGAUGAGAGCCAAAGGUUUCACUCCAAACCAUUUCACUUUCCAAGUGGUUCUUUCUAUCUGUGAAGAUGCUGGAUUUGUUGAUGAUGCUUGCCGGAUUUUCAACUUAAUGACUCGUAAAUAUGAAAUCAAGGCUCUUGAAGAGCAUUAUUCUUUAAUGAUUGGACUUCUUACACGUUUUGGUCGCACUGAGGAGGCUCAAAGAUUUAUCCAAUUGAGUUCUUCUUUAUCAGAAUAGAAGGCAUUAUAAGAGCCUUCUUUCUUUACAAGCAAAGAUUCAUCAAGUAGCUUCUAAUGCCCAAGUGUAUAGAUCUCUUGUAAUUCAUACUGAUUUGGUGGUCAUAAUGUCUUUUGUCAUAAUUGUAUUUAUAGUUACUUGUUACUAAUCUUUUAA
Molecule: messenger RNA, 2294 nt
Organism: Humulus lupulus (European hop)
Lineage: Eukaryota; Viridiplantae; Streptophyta; Magnoliopsida; Rosales; Cannabaceae
Product: pentatricopeptide repeat-containing protein At1g71460, chloroplastic
Exons: 1
Coding region: 108-2138 (676 amino acids)
Biological process (GO): RNA modification
Molecular function (GO): protein binding; RNA binding
Source: RefSeq, a predicted model, not a curated record